AUGCCUUCUCAUCUCAUUACCGGUGCGAGCAGGGGGAUCGGCCUUGGUCUCGUCACGGAACUGCUGCGAGAUCCCCAGAACUAUGUGAUUGCCGGAGCCCGCGACCCUGCAGGGUCAAAACACCUACACGAGCUAGACGCAAAAUAUGGCUCUGAACGACUAGCCAUCGUGCAAUUAGACGUCACCGAUGCUGCGAGCGUCACACGAGCGGUGCCAGAAGUUGAAGCAUUGCUAAAGCCGCAGGGUGGUGGAUUGGACUCCCUGAUCAACAAUGCAGGAACAGCGUGCCAGGCCCUAUGCGAUUUCGACGAAAUUAAUACAGAUUUGGCUGAAGAAGAAUUCCGCAUCAAUACAGUUGGUUCGUUGCGGGUCACACGUGCAUUUCUUCCCAUGGUGCGCAAGGGGCAGUGGAAGAAAAUCACCUUCAUAACCUCUAUCCUCGGCUCUCUUGAGCUCGCACCUGAAUGGGAAGGACUAUCAAAUUCGUAUGCGAUAUCAAAAGCUGGUCUUAAUAUGCUCGCUCGCCUCUGGGGAGCACGUUUGCGUUCUGAAGGCAUAACCAUCAUUCUCAUGCAUCCCGGCUGGGUUGCCACGGAACUGGCUGAGCCAAUCGAACAUUGGAUGAGCAAGAAUCAUCCAGAAGUGCCGAGGAUUACGCCUGAUCAAUGUGCUACCGGGGCUGUCCGUGUAAUCAAGGAGGCUGGACUUCAAGAGACAGUCCAGUAUUACCAGUGGAAUGGAAAGAUGUUACCUUUGUGA
Messenger RNA from Fibroporia radiculosa, 759 nucleotides. RefSeq lists its product as uncharacterized. The transcript has 5 exons. NCBI's taxonomy places the organism in Eukaryota, Fungi, Basidiomycota, Agaricomycetes, Polyporales, Fibroporiaceae. The coding region runs from base 1 to 759 and encodes 252 amino acids. Gene Ontology annotation, molecular function: oxidoreductase activity. The record is from RefSeq and is a predicted model, not a curated record.